This is a messenger RNA of Cuscuta europaea, 3782 nucleotides long. NCBI's taxonomy places the organism in Eukaryota, Viridiplantae, Streptophyta, Magnoliopsida, Solanales, Convolvulaceae. The record is from the annotation of a GenBank genome assembly.
AUUGGAACGACCUAUAUUUACAUUUUUAUUAUCUCACACACACACACACAUAUAUAUCCUACUAUACUAUUAGAAGGUCUAAGGAUGUUAGUUGGCCUAUUUCCGUGUGUACCACUCUGCUAGACGGAAACUUAAAUUCAGCGCCAGUGAAGCUAACAACGGUGCUUGCUCCUGUUUAUCACCGUUUGCUCCUGUUCCAGCGCGUAUGAAUGGGGUUCAAUAUUUGUUUGGGAUGCCAAACAUAAACCUUCCUUUCGUUUCUGCGCUCUUCGGACUUCCAAUUCAGAGUCUAGGGUUCGAAAAAUACCUUCCGCCAAGCCGCCAAGCCGCCCAGCGUCUACGAGUAUCAUCACUGCUCUGGUAAUCAUCCCCUCUUAGCUAUGAUCUCUUCUCCUAUUUUUCUUCUCUUUUGUUUCUAGGUAGGGUUCUCAUCUGCUACGAUGUACUCUGCUGCGGCCAUCAUCAAUCGAUAUCAAGAACAAGGUCUUGUUUCACAUUUCCUAAGGUUUUACUUUUUCAGACCAGGCCCCUUAAUUGAUUUGGAAUGAAUCUAACAAUUUUACUGCUUUUAAUUUCUAACCCCUCAAUUUUACACAUUUAAAUGACUCUGUGUGAUAACAACGUGGUAGUCUGCAGGUAGAUUUCAGUUUCACUAGCUUGACGCAUUACUUCUUUGCAUAUUGAAAUUUUAAUUUUAUUGUAAAGUCUUUUAUGUGUAUUAAGGGUUGUCUAAGAAAUCUAGAUUAAACUUUUCGCUCUAAUUCAGGCAGUCUUGGAGACUGUGGCUAGAGUUAAGACUAGGGUGAGUUCGGUUCUUGCGGUUCUUGCGGUUCGGUUUCGACCUAAAACCAAAUAUAUAAUCAAAGUAAAAAGUUCGGUUCGGUUUCGGUUCGGUUCUACACUCCAAAACUUGGAACCACGGUUUAAUUGGUUUGGUUUGUUUCGAUUCGGUUUCAGGUUUUUGGGUUUUUACCAAAAAAUUAUCAUUAGAUUUAAAAUUGAUAUAAUACUUUGAGGGAUCAAACAUAUAUUACAUAAAGAAUGAAAGCACACUACAACAAAUAAAAUAAAAAUGAAAAUAAAUAAAGAUGUCAUGAGUUAUAUGAGUAUGCGAGAGAGAUAAAAGUAUAUAUUAUUAAUUUACAUUGUUUGUGACUAGUUCAAAAAAAGUUAAUGAGUAUAUACGUUAUAUGUGAUAUAGUUGAGAUAAAUAUUUAUUGUUUCAUCAAUACAAAUUCUUUAAGUUAAAUAAAAAUAAAAGUUAAUUAAUACUAAUAACAAGUAAAAACAUAUUAUCAGUAUAGCUACAUUAUUGUGUGCAAUGAAUGUGUAAAUGAAUUCACAAACUAAACUAAACAUAACAAACAUUAUUUCUCUAGCACACGAAAACCAAAAACUAUUAAUGAUAUUAGGAUUAGUUAGGAUUAAUGCUUAACAAUGGACAAAUAAAUUUUACUCCGUAUAUUUAACUAGUUCGAUUUGUUCGGUUCGGUUCGGUUUUGAAGGGUAAAAACCAAAACCGAACCAAACAACUACGGUUCGGUUCGGUUUUUUACAUUCGGUUUCGGUUUGUUAGCGGUUCGCUUUUAUUUGGCUACGGUUCAGUAUGAUUUGAUUCGGUUUUCGGUUUUCGAUUUUUCGGACCCAGCCCUAGUUAAGACCAAGAAAAAUGACACAAAAAAGGAAGACCAGUAUGUAAUUCCACUAUACGCCCUCGGUAUUUGGUUUCAUUCUCGACCACAUGCUUAUCUCUUUUUGCCUUUUUUUUAUUCCAUGCAAUGGAUGUUCAGGUCAGUUCAACUUCACCAUGUCUUUAACCUUGAAAUCCACGGUUCUAUUUUUUUGAGAAGGUAAAUCAAAACUAAGUUUGAUUUUAUAGGUUGGUUUUGUAUUGAUUUAAUCCGUAAUAUGAAACACAUUGUUCUCCGCAUGAGUGUGUUUUAUUCACUCUUGAGACUAACUUAUUUUUUUCCCUGUGCUAUGCUUUUUUGUGAGAUUCUAUAGUUCUAUGUCCUGUAUUUAUGAGGUUUUGCCAACAGAAAAGGGAAAGGGAAGACUUGACCUUUAUGUGGAUAUUUUUCUCAUCCUUCUCCUUCAUCAUGUGGAAGGACAAGAAAGAUUUUAAUCAGCUUAACACGAAAGAUCAACCAUUGUAUUUAUCCAAACAUUCUUUCAAUGACCUGUCUUGUGUUUGUCCGACAGUUUUUGUCUAUCUUUUGAAGGAAUGCUACGCUCAUGGAACAUGUAAAGGCAAAAAAUUGCUUUUGUUUUUCCUUUUCAGAGCACACUUGUGGCCACUUGAAGUCAACAACCUCCAUCCCACAAGAACAAGACAAAUUGAGGUUGACUCUGACCCAGAGAUCGAAGCCCUAUUCAGAGAAAGUCAGACCUCUGCUGAUGCCAAAAAGGGGGAAAACACAACACAAGCAGGCACCUCUUCUACAAGGUCUCUGGCAGGCAAGAAAGGAGCCGAAACCAGGAAGAAGAACAAGCUCUACAAGGAAGAAGCAGAAAUCAGAAAAAGAAAAGCAUAAGAGGCCAAAGCCAAGGAAGAGCCAAGAAGAAACAAGAAGACAAGCAAGAGUAGGUUAGAUAUUAAAAGUCCGAAAAAGACUAUAAACUAUUGUACUCUAGAAAGUAGAGCAAUGUACAAAAAUUUCAAAGAAAAUCAAUAAAAAUGUUUGUUACUUGUGUUGUAUAGUUUUGGCAUCAUCAAAAAGGGGGAAAUUGUUAGUACCCAAUUUUGAUAAGAUUUUGAUGAUGCCACUAUACAUAACACGUGUACAUUGUGUCUCAAUUUAAUUUACAAUAAGUGACAAAAUUAAUGUACAAUUUUUAUGACUAAUAAAAUAUGACCGGAAAAAGUAAAAAUGCAAUAAGGUAAUUUUAUUUACCUUAAUAGGAUAUUUAUAUCCUACCGGUAUAUUUUAUUAGCCCACAAAAAUUAAAUGUCACAAAACAAGGCCAAGUUCGAAAAAUGUAUAUGAUUGGAGACAAAUACUUGACCAGUAUGUAAUACUGAAUCAAGUACUGGGAACUACAGCAUGGGACUCAAACCUGGAAGAAGAUGCCGCGGCCGAAUUAUUUAUAGACAAAUACACCAGCCACAAUUAAAGCUCCAGCACAAGAAGACAAGAGUACUACUCGUACUCUUCAAAAGUUCAACGGCAGAGAUCAAUCUAUCUUAACCAACGGAUAAGAUUGAUUAGCCAAAAAGCCUAUAAAUAGAGGCUGAAACGCAAGUUUCUAACCAAGCAUUUGAGCAUCCAAAGAGAGAAUUUCUAUCAAGAGCAUUUACGAGAGAUCUAGCAAAAGAGAAAGUGCUAUUCUAAACUUUACUCUCUGCUUGGACUCAUGCUUCACAAAACUUCCAGUUCACAAAGCUUUUUCAUUGCCAAAACAUAGAAGUUUAGUUCCUAGUUGGAGGUUAGAACUUUCUUGAAACAAAUCAUAUAUUGCUGUAAACACUUAGGAGAACAGUUGUUCGGAUCCUACAGUGUAAGUAGAUAGAUAGAGUACCUUUUGAUCCCCACUAGGUCAUUAGAGAAAAGUCUAAGAACUGAGUAACUUUGAGUGGUGCUAUACUCACUGUGAAAAACCUUCAAUCUAGGCCUAAGUGUUGUAAAGGCUAGAUUGGCACUAAGUGUAUUGGGCUUAAUAUUUUAGUGAAAUCCAUAUGAAAGAGGGUGGGACUGGACGUAGGAGGAUUACACCACCUCUGAACCAGGAUAUACUGUGUGUUGAUUUACAUUCAGUCAACAAAGCACACACUUAGCACUUCU